AUGGUUGUUCAGUUUUGUGUUAGCAUCAAAAUGUUGUUCGUGUGCCUGACGUUUCUAUUGCUAGCUUCCUCACUGGGGCAUGAUAUAACAAGAAGAGGUGCCUCUGACCAGUAUGAAUUUUUUGAAGGUGAUAUACUGCUUACUAAAAAGGAGAUGGAGGCAGUCAAACAUGGCCUGAGUCCUAAUGGUGCCAUUGGUGCUCGAGGGCUAUCGAGUUACAAAGACAGGCUGUGGCCAAGAGGAAUCGUUUAUUACACUAUUAGUACGAUCAGACCAAUAAGGAGAGCAAUAAUCCACAGCGCAAUACGAGAAUGGGAAGAGUUUACUUGCAUUCGUUUUAAAGAAAGAAGAUACGAAAAGGACUACAUUGAGUUCUUUGUGGGAAAAGGAUGUUAUUCACGAGGAAUUGGUCGUGUGGGAGGAAAACAACAAAUCUCACUUGGUUUUGGCUGCAUCACACAUGGCAUAGCCGUUCAUGAGAUUGGACAUGCUCUUGGAAUGUACCACGAGCAAAGUAGACCUGAUCGUGACAAGUAUGUGACUAUUUACUGGGAUAACAUUCAAAAGGGUAGUGAAAGCAACUUCUACAAAUAUAGUCAUCAUGUAAUCGACAGUCUGGGAAUCCCGUACGACUACAGUUCCAUAAUGCAUUACGGUAAGCGUGAAUUGGCCUGGCCUCCAUGGAAAGUUACUAUUGAGCCGAAGCAAAGCGGAGUAAAAAUCGGUCAGCGGAGACAUCUUAGCAUGCUGGAUAGGAAACAGAUGAACAUGCUAUACAAGUGCAACAAAAAAUAA
Molecule: messenger RNA, 795 nt
Organism: Pocillopora verrucosa
Lineage: Eukaryota; Metazoa; Cnidaria; Anthozoa; Scleractinia; Pocilloporidae
Product: zinc metalloproteinase nas-15-like
Biological process (GO): proteolysis
Molecular function (GO): metalloendopeptidase activity; zinc ion binding
Source: RefSeq, a predicted model, not a curated record